AUAAUGUGAUGAAAAAUGAUCAUAAUUGACAGCUUAUUCUGCAAAAUAAAAUUGAAUAAAUCCGAAGCUAAUCAGAUGGCUGCUGGAUCCGGCAGAGCUCGAGCUGAUUAUGAUUACCUCAUCAAACUCCUAUUGAUCGGCGACAGCGGUGUGGGUAAGAGUUGCCUUCUUCUAAGAUUUUCCGAUGGCUCUUUCACCACCAGCUUCAUUACUACCAUAGGGAUUGAUUUUAAGAUAAGGACUGUAGAGCUUGGUGGUAAAAAAAUCAAGCUACAAAUUUGGGAUACUGCUGGACAAGAACGAUUCCGUACUAUCACCACUGCUUACUAUCGUGGAGCUAUGGGCAUAUUGCUGGUGUAUGAUGUCACCGACGAGUCAUCUUUCAACAACAUUCGGAACUGGAUCAAAAAUAUUGAACAACAUGCCUCCGACAAUGUCAACAAAGUUUUAGUUGGCAACAAGGCUGACAUGGAUGAAAGCAAACGGGUCUCUCUCUCACUCUCUGAUAGGAUUUAG
Molecule: messenger RNA, 516 nt
Organism: Salvia hispanica
Lineage: Eukaryota; Viridiplantae; Streptophyta; Magnoliopsida; Lamiales; Lamiaceae
Source: RefSeq, a predicted model, not a curated record